Messenger RNA from Paramuricea clavata, 636 nucleotides. NCBI's taxonomy places the organism in Eukaryota, Metazoa, Cnidaria, Anthozoa, Malacalcyonacea, Plexauridae. The record is from the annotation of a GenBank genome assembly.
GCAUAUUGUGAUAUGUCGAACAAAGGUUGGACUCUUAUUGCACGUUUCUCAAACAAUGAUUCUAAAUACUGGAUUGCAAAUGGCAACUUUUGGUAUGACAGAGUAAUUCCUCAUGAAGACACAGGCAGCCCUCUUAAGAAUAAAGACAUGAUAUCCACGGCUUUCUGGAAAGUCAGAGGCGACGAUUUUAAGAUUACACGAAGCGAUGACUCCAGUCAUACAGCCUUACUACAAACCACUUCCCAUUGUCUUCAAGGCGGGACGUUCAGAUCUAAAAUCACAAGUUAUGGAAACUAUCGUAAUAGUGCAGUUUGGGCAAGUAACGAAUGUCGUGGGAAUUGUUCGGUUAGUUAUGGCGGUCAGUACAAAACUACAGCAGGUUUUGAACAGCACAGUUGCAGCGGCAAUGUUCAGAGUAGUAACUACACUGGGUUUUGGUGUGAUUGGGGUGUUGGUGAUGGUGCAGUGAUGAUGAUUGGUGGUGGAGGAAGUGGUUGCGCCAGAGCAGAUCAUGGUAUUGGAAUAACAGAAGAAAAUGAAGCAAAGUUUGGUGGAAGCCUACCACAUUAUGAUUUUGGUUACAACGCAGACAACAAUCCUCCUUCAAAAUAUUCGCUCAACUUGUGGGUUCUUUAA